Salvelinus fontinalis (brook trout) is the source of this 2663-nucleotide messenger RNA. Its product is annotated as E3 ubiquitin-protein ligase KCMF1-like. Gene Ontology annotation, cellular component: plasma membrane. NCBI's taxonomy places the organism in Eukaryota, Metazoa, Chordata, Actinopteri, Salmoniformes, Salmonidae. The transcript has 8 exons. Bases 135 to 1325 code for a protein of 396 amino acids. Gene Ontology annotation, biological process: synaptic signaling. Gene Ontology annotation, molecular function: zinc ion binding. The record is from RefSeq and is a predicted model, not a curated record.
ACAACACACAUGUGGCGGGCGGAGAAGGCGCUGUGCCAGACCGGAUCCUUCAUGAGGGAAGAGGUUGGGGACAGCUAGGUUGCUGGUUCAAGCUACAGUGAGUCCGUGUAUGGGCCUGUGUUAGUGUCCAUAGGAUGUCCCGUCAUGAAGGUGUGAGCUGCGACGCGUGUUUGAAAGGUAACUUUCGGGGGCGGAGGUACAAGUGUUUAAUUUGCUACGACUACGACCUGUGUGCCUCGUGCUACGAGGGCGGAGCUACCACCACCAGACACACGGCAGAGCACGCCAUGCAGUGCAUACUAACCAGGGUCGACUUCGACCUGUAUUACGGGGGAGAGUCCUUCUCGGUGGAGCAGCCCCAGGCCUUCACCUGUCCCUACUGUGGCAGGAUGGGCUACACGGUGACUUCUCUACAGGAGCACGUUGGUUCGGAGCACACAGAGACCUCCUCAGAGGUGAUCUGUCCCAUAUGUGUUGUGCUGCCUGGCGGAGAUCCUAAUCACGUGACAGAUGACUUUGCUGCUCAUCUCACACUUGAACACAGAGCACCCAGAGACUUGGAUGAGUCGAGCGGGGUGCGACACGUGCGUCGGAUGAUCCACCCGGGUCGGGGUCUGGGGGGGCAGAGGGCCCGUCGAUCCAACAUGCACUUCACUUCGUCAACCUCCGGGGGGAGCUCUACCACACAGACCUCUACGCAGAGCUCCAACAGGGAGGCCAUGGAUCCUAUAGGAGAGCUGCUGUCCCAGUUGUCGGGGGUGCGUAGGUCGGCGGGCAGCCAGCUGAGUUCAGGUCCUUCAGCCUCUCAGCUACAGCAGCUCCAGAUGCAGCUCCAGGUGGAUUGGCAGCAGACGCAGGCUACCAGACAGCAGUUGGAGACGGCCCGGGGCACCUCUCAGCGCGGCAGCCGCACCUCUAACCACGCGGGGAAUCACAACGCCAACCCUGGCUCCAACUCCUUCAACAACCUUAGUCCCAACCCGGAGCAGCAGGAUCCCAACACACAGAGCAGCACCUCCCAGUUCCUUCUCAACAGACUGAGUGAGCCGAGGUUGUCGGAGGCGGAGCGCCAGCUACGUGAGGGCCAGUGGGCGGACCGCUCUCUCUUCGUCACGGAGCUCCUCCUCUCCACCCUGAUAGCCAAUCCCGACCACAGCGAAGACGACGAUCUCCGUGACUACCACGAUGCCGUGACGCGAGGCUCGGAUGCCUUCGCUGCCUUCGAAGAUAUGGGCUGCGUAGGGGUCAUGACCUUAGACGUGGCGCUGGAGAACCUCAACCUCCGAGAACUGAAGAAUGAGCAGCGUCCCCCGGCGUUGCCGUAGCCACCACUACCAAGUUUAAAACCACCAACCACCGUUGCCGUUACGUGUCCAACCGCCAAUGGAGAAAGAAAAUACUUGUUUUCUUUUUUCUGAGUGGGGGAUUGUCAUCUCAUGUCACCCCCCCCCACACCCACCCACCAAUUAUGAUGUGUACAUGACAGGACACAGAAUGUGAACGUGAGAGAGCGAGUGUUGUGAGCAAGAGGAAAUAGAACAAUUUUAUAAUACAUCUAUAUAAAUGUUUAUGAAAGAAAGGGGAUAAUCAACUCCACAUGAAGCCGUGUUUUGACUGCUUGUCCCCUGCAGGUGAACGUGGGUCAGAUAGAUGGGUAGGUAGCAGCUUGAUCAUUUCUUAUCAUAAAGUAGUCCACAGACACACAGAGGGAAGAUCUCCAUUGCAUACUCCUCGUCUCCUCAAAACCCAUUGGAUAAGAAGGCCAGAAGUCCCUCCAAUGGGUUUUAAGGGAUAGGGGACGUCUUCCCAGAUUCUCUCCUACUACACCUCUGUGUUCCUGGAUAUUUAUGAAAACCUACUUUGAUGGUUUGCCACGUCCAGAUUGUUCACUGUGUGCCCUCUUCUCAACUACAGUCACUGUUCCAUAUUAAACUGCUGUCAGCUUUCAUCAUAGAGAUGACUUUGGUCCUAUAGGAUAACACAUGUGUUCGGUCUUCCUAACCUGCUCUGUCAAUUAUAAGGGGGUGUUAUUUAGUUCUACACAAAUCAUUCUCUCCUCAGAGACUGUUGAUUUGAAUGGUUUAGUUCCUACCACGUAUAACAUCACUUACGGUGCCAUGUGACCUUUUUGAUUUAUGCCAACUGACCUGUGGCUCAGUUUUUGAGUUGCAUAUCCAGAGAGAAGCUUCAUACAGUAUGCAUAACACUACAUAAGGAUUAAGACUGGUAUAAAAAGGAGUGUUUUUUUCCCCCCCCUAAAAGGCAUGUCUGAAAGUAGGGAGUGUUUGCUAUAGAAUCACUUUCAGCUUUUACAUCACAAUGGUUGAUUUAUAUGGACAGACAUGGGGGGGGGGGGGGUUGCUGAUCCUAGAUCAGUACUUUAUGACACUGUUCUCUCCUGCCAGUUUACAUCGUCCCCCCCCCCCUCUGACUGACGGUAUUCCUCUAUUGCAGAGAUGCUAAACAGACAGAGUGACUGGAGAGAAUCCUGUAUGGUUUCUCUGGGCAAGAAGACCUCUUGUUUGCCUCCAAUGCUACCUUUUAACAAAUGCAAUGUAUGAUUACAUGUUUUUGGUGUUUUUUUGGAAAAUGCUAAAAGACAUGGUAAACUGUUCAACUUGGACGAGGACAAUAAAAUAGUUUUGGAUGUAAAAUGAACUACA